UAUACGGAACCUGGGGCAUCUGAUAUGGUUCGCCAUAGCUCAUCCUACCUCAGUUAUCCUGAAACUUCUUCUUAAGAUGGACGUGGUAUACAAUAACGAGAUAUAUGGAACGAACCUGUUACAUCAGGCAGCACUCCAUGGUCGAUCUGAUUAUGUUGCUAAGAUACUUGAGCUGGGCGCUGAUGUCAACAUGACAACAAAAUCAGAAAAAUAUAAUGUUCUCCAUUUAGCAGCAAUGUCCAAAAGUGACAGUGAAAUGAAAACAAAUGUGUUUUGCUCAUAUAUAAGAUCCGUUUCUAUCCAAGGCCAAGAGGUGGAGGAUAGAGAAUACGUACCUGACACCUUAAAGCAGUUUGUAAACAGGCAAACUUGGAACGAUUGUGUGGCAAUUCAUGUUGCUUGCAGGACCAACAAUGCUGGAGUGAUUAGGUUACUGUUUGACGCUGGUGGAGAUGUUAACGCUCGUGAUUAUCUUGGGGAAACGCCACUUCAUGUAGCUGUAAAGAGCUCAUCGGUAGAGUGUCUUAACAUUCUGCUUGAAGCAAAUGCUAUGGUGGAUGUGGUGAAUGCAGAUAAACAAACACCACUCAUAUGCUCAAAUCAAACACACACUGACAUAGUGAAAGCUCUGGUUGAAGCUGGGAGUGACAUAAAUCAUGCAGAUCGCAAUGGAAGAACAGGUAUGCAUAUAGCUGCGAAAUGUGGAGAUGUAGACACUGUCAGGUACCUGUGUAAGAAGGGAGUUGAUAUUAACGCCACAGACAUACAUGGACAGACAAGCUUGAUGCUGGUUGCCCUGUAUGAGGAAGUAGACAUAUUGAAGCUGUUGUGUGAGAUGGGAGCACGACUUGACAUCAGAGACAAUGCUGGCGAGACGGUGCUACAUAAAACUGUCUGGACCGAGGUAGAUGCUGCUGAGAAACUUUUAUAUCUACUUGAGGGCCAGAAUGUUCCUAUUGAUGCUCUGGAUAACAGAGGAAGGACAGCUUUGUUUCCUGCAGUAGAAUUUGGCGAUGUUGAACUCUUGUGUCAAAAGGGAUUUGACUUACAGACGCGUGAUAUCCAUGGUACUUCUCUGUUACAUGCAAGUUGCAAACCAGGACUCGGAGAUGUCAACAACAGAAGGAUGGUUACAGCUUGUUGA
Messenger RNA from Haliotis rufescens (red abalone), 1144 nucleotides. RefSeq names its product serine/threonine-protein phosphatase 6 regulatory ankyrin repeat subunit B-like. NCBI's taxonomy places the organism in Eukaryota, Metazoa, Mollusca, Gastropoda, Lepetellida, Haliotidae. The coding region runs from base 77 to 1144 and encodes 355 amino acids. The record is from RefSeq and is a predicted model, not a curated record. The transcript has a single exon. Gene Ontology annotation, molecular function: protein binding.